This is a messenger RNA of Monopterus albus (swamp eel), 475 nucleotides long. Its product is annotated as integral membrane protein GPR137B-like. Bases 36 to 464 code for a protein of 142 amino acids. The record is from RefSeq and is a predicted model, not a curated record. Lineage: Eukaryota; Metazoa; Chordata; Actinopteri; Synbranchiformes; Synbranchidae. The transcript has 2 exons. Gene Ontology annotation, biological process: positive regulation of TORC1 signaling; negative regulation of bone resorption; negative regulation of osteoclast differentiation. Gene Ontology annotation, cellular component: lysosomal membrane.
GCACAACUAUGGGUUGAAUCGUAGAUGGAACUUGGAUGAAUACUAGACCAGCUCUCUCCUCCCACAGACUUCCUCUGUACCUGGUCUUCCUGGGCGUCAGUCUACUUUUCCUGGUCGUUAACCUGGUCUGUGCCCUGAUGGUCAAAAGGGUCGCUGCCGAUGUCAAGACCAUUGUCCUGGUGAGGGUCACCAUCAACGACAGCCUGUUCGUGCUCUGCGCCAUCUCGCUGUCCAUCUGCCUCUACAAGGUCGCCAAGAUGUCGCUGGCCAACAUCUACCUGGAGUCAAAGGGGACGUCGGUGUGUCAGGUGACUCUGAUCGGCAUCAUGGUGGUGCUGCUGUAUGCGUCUCGAGCCUGUUACAACCUGGUGGUGCUCGCCCUCACCGACAUCGAGACCAUCAACUCCUUUGACUAUGACUGGUACAACGUCUCCGACCAGGUGAUGGCUGUGGCGGACUUAUAACUUGCCAUAGG